ACAUAACACCUAUUGUUCCAGACUUAUGGGACACCCUGUAUACAUAUAAAAAAUUUGGUUGCAAACUUCUUUGAAUAUAUGUACUUUUAUAAAAAGUUUUACCAAUUAAUUGAAAAUAAAAUAGCUUGGCAAUUUAAGAACAAAAUGCAUUGUUAUGACUACUACUGACAUUUCAUCACUUGAAACCUGAAAGAGCAUGGUUUUGCACUUUGCAUUGCCGAACCAGUUGGUGAAGGUAUUGAAAUCGGGUUAAGUUGCAUUAUUGCCACUCUCCGAAGAGACAGUGCUCUUGGUGUGCUUGGAACACCUCGCAAGUCACAUUCCAGAUCGCUUUGUAAACAUCAAACCUCGUCAGUGUUUUUUGUGUUGUAAAUGUCAGCAGUAGUUGUAUCGCAUAUACUAGACUUAGGGAUCAAAAAAGACGAUUGGCGAUGACAUAAAAUGGUGCAUAUAUACUGAAGAAGUUUACUUUAAUUAGUAGGAAAUUGUUUAUGCUUGUUAUUUUUAUUAAAAAAAAAAAAAGUUUUUAUUUUGCUACUGUUGCAGUGUGUCGCACGCCUCCCAAGUCGGAUCCCUUUCCGGCACCGCUUGACGACCCACUAAAAAAUGCAAAUUCUAAAGCGAAAACAUUCAGAAGAUUAGAAUGCAGCCAGUCUCCGUUCCUUCCUCCAGUGGAAAUAGUGACAACAUCCUCCGAGAGAAAGACGUUUCCCACGCCGUCCACCGUCUCCGCGCUUGGCAUCACUUACACCAGACCGGCGGAUCCGUUCCGGAGGCCCAGUCUCCCUUCAUCUUCUAGCACAUCGCUACUUAAGCCCUUGGAGAAGAGCGUGAUGCUGCGGUACAAUUCCUGCACAGAGACCUCGGCUGUCUCAGUGGUGAGGCCGGUGCCGAUCAUACCGGCCGAGAAGGAUGUACAUCCUAAACAAGCCAUAGUCUUCCCAGAAUUACAGCAGAGGACAGAAAUCAACUACUUAGAUUUUGUACCAGACCAACGAGAACAUCCUUUUGGUUUAGAUUUAGAAGAGUUUUUACCCAGACACCUGCAAGACACACUGAGGCUCGGAGGAUCCAAUCAGCCGGAGAUGUCCGAGGCAGAAGCCAUGUCUUGCAUAAUCCGCGGUCACCAGCCCAUGAUAGCAGUCAUGUCCCAUCGACAUAAAAAUCUCCAGAUAAUCUUAGCGCAGUGGAACAUUAAAGAUAUGAAAAUAGCAUUGGAGUCCGCAGUCCAAAUGAAUAACCAGUCCAUAAUUGUAGAUAUAUUGAAUGUCAUAACGCUUAGGCCGUAAGUAUUUAUUUUUUAAAUUAUGUAACUUUUGCAAUCGACGUACAUGCGACAUAAGCCUACAUAAUUAAAAUUGGUGCCGUUAUUGCACAUUUCUGUUUGACAAAUACAUAAUUUAAUGCAAGUUUACACCAGACCAGUGCAGGAUGAUUGCAAAACGUGUACGAAUGUGCGACGAUUUCAAACUAUGCUUACAUUUAGAAACUAGGAUUGGACGGUGGAUAACUUGCCGACAUAUUUGCCAACAAGUUGCAAGCUCGCAUCCCACAUCGUAUCAAUCUUUUCUAUGUUUCGUACCCAUCGGUAGCUAAAUGAAUAAAAUCUAUAAAUGCUGGUAGUUGUUCAUUGGUUUGCACCUCAUCAUAAGUAGGCAUGUGAAUAAAAUCUGGAAAACUAACACCUAAAUAGGAGCCAUUUUCUCAUAAAGUCUUCCCUGGAGAGUUUGUAAGUUUAAACAAUGUUUAAACAAAUGUAACAAUCUCUUUCUUCUUCACGUUAAGUACUUCUAAAAGUCUAAGUAUUUAAUUGUACAAGCUGAAAGAAGAACAAAUUUAAGAAGCGUGGAUAUUUUUAAUACAUAAUUAGAGUUUAUUUUUCUAAUUAAGCACUUUUUUUGAUGUGUAGAUGAAGUAAUAAUGCUAAAAAUGUAACUAUUUCCCACUAAAAAGAUGUGACUCACGCAAAUCACACCACGCUGCCCACUUUGGAAGUGGGCAGUACGGCAUGAGAUGACUUUCCUCCCUCAUAUUUAUGACGUUUUCCAAAUACAAUAAAGGUGGAGUGUAUUAAAAAUUUGAUUCGUUGGGUUACGUUUGGUGAAAAUUAGAAAAUUUCUUAACAAAUAGUGGGAGUAGUGAUUACAAAUUUCUUCGUUGUAAAAGUAGUAACCAUUUACGUAGUUUUUUUCAUAGGUUCGUAACAUCUGUAGCAGGGUGGAGAAAGAAUUAGACAAUUGAAUCUCGCCUUUCUGGCAUUAAUCCAGCGACACUUGUCUGAAAUGUGUAGUGUGGAAUGUGGAUCUGUAUCCGUUCUUAUACUUUUUGUACCUUUGUCUUUCAAUAUACUGAAAGGUUUCUAAUUACUUGUCAAAUCUUUCAGUUUGUCUCCUUUCUGAAAAAGUUCUCUAUGGUAUAUUUGUUAAUUUUGGCCACACUAUGAUGUGCAGUAGCAAGGAUGAAUCUUUGUUAAAGUGCAAAGGGUAUUGAACUUAUGAACCAUCUUCAGUUGCUGGACAUUAAGUUAUCUGGAGCAUCACUAUUAUAACAGGCAGAUGCUUCAUUUCAACACUUUUUAAAUUGUAAACACAAGUUUUCUGAAUUUAUUAUUAUUACAGAUAUUGGAAGAUUGGUUUAUUGCAACAUUUCCAGUUUUAAUUUUGUCCAUCAGUGUCCUAGUGGUGGGAAAAAUGAAAUAUUAAACACUGGUAGUUGGUCAUGGGUUCUUGCCUCAUCAAUGGGCUGGCAUCGUGGUGUUUUCCAGGUUUUCUUCAAGUUAGUAGCACCUAAGUAUGAAUCACUUUCCCCUCAAGUCUUUCUGGAAGUCAUUCCCCUUGGCAGAUCGCCCACGUGUCACAUUGCCGUAAACAAACAAACCAGUCCAGUUUUAAUUUUCGAAAUUUAAUGGCUUAUUGUAACUUUAAAUGCGCAAUUUUGGUUUACUUAACUUAUAAAGAAUCAAAGCGUCAAACUAAAACUUGUAAAUUGAAUCAAUCUUUUAAAAUAGACUUGUUAGGAAAUAAAUAAGUCGUUAUUGACUCAUUCUUUCACCUUGAUUUUUUUUAAAACUUGUGUCUAGACACAUUUGACUCAUGUCUAUUAAUAUAAUUCAGUACAACUGAUAACUUUGAUACUUUAGCAAUACAUUUUUUUAUGUAACUUGCUAUUUAUUGAGUUUUUUUUUAAUCAGUAUUUGAGCAAUUUGCAUGCAGAGAUGAAGGGAGAAUAUGUUUUGUUGAAGUGUUCAGUUUAUUACAAGUAACUAUGUGAGAUAGUUAUAUGCUUUGCGUUUCUUUUGAAAAUUUCCUCGUUCUCCUCACUUGUACAGGAUUUAAAUGGUACUGAUUAACUGGGAUGGUAAUUUUUUCCAUUUACCCUGAUAAUUGACAGUCUACUCAAUGUUUUUCAACCUUUUUCUCAUUGUUGACCGAUAAAAUUAUCCAUAAUUCUACGUAGCCCAGUAAUUAAUUGUCACCAUGAAUUAUUGGUAUAUAUGCUUAUCUAGAGUUAAUCUAGGUGUUAUAUUUAAGAAAAAUACAAAGGGAAUGUGUACAAAUGUGCUCUCAUUGCAUUUCACACUAAAAGUACUUUAAUUUUUCAGUUGUAAUAACAAUAUUAUAAAAAUACACUAAGUUAUUGUUGGAAUGCUAAUCUUUUUAAUGUUGCCAUCACAAUCUACGGAAUACUAGUUUCACAAUUUAAACUGUUCGGACUGAAAUUUAAUGUAAUUCUAUAGCCGUGUGUAAAGUUCUUAAAGCUAAUUUGAUCGCAGGCACUUGUGGGAUAUUGAAUGGCAUAGGAACUUUGAAAUCUUUGGUGUAUAAUUACCUCGUUGCACUUGGAAAAGUUAAUAGGUACUGUUUUCUGCACAGGCACAAAACAGAUGGAAGUGUGCCAUUAAUUGCUUUGUCAAUUGGAUUUACUAACAAUAAAACAAAUUUUCUGAAUCCAGACAUGUUAAAACAAUGGUUGAAUCCAGGCUGGCUGCCCAAACCAAUUAACAAGUGUAGUAGGUUUGAAUGUGUUUGGUGAAAUUUUGAAAAGCUGUUAUGCUACAAGUAUAUCAUCAAUUGUUGUGGGAUAACUGUUGAACUUUAUUUCUCUCAAUUUAAAUUUGUAUGCUUAUUUAAUUCAAGUGAUAUCCUGCUUUAGUCAACCGAAAGCAUAUUUUGCUAGAUCAUUUAUGAAAGGUAAGAUGCGAGAACUGAAUGCAAUCAAACCUUUCCCACAUUCUACCUAUGGUCCUGAACCAUUGUAUUACUAUUCAUUCCGGUCAGUGGUGUAGUUUUUAUCUGGACAAUACUUUCAAAUUCUCUCAUCACAAGUUGAGAUUGCAACAAGAGAAUUUUUCUUCAAAAAAUAGUGGUAACAAGGAAUACAAGAGUUGAAAGUAAAUCUCUAUACUACAGUAAAGAUAACACCGCUACUGGUAACAUCAAAAGUCUGUUAUCUCUAUUAUAGUAUUUAAGAUUUGCUUUCAACAAUUUUUCGAGACAAGAAGCUUUUUCUUAAUACAAGAGUUAACUGAAAGAGAGCUAUAGAUCAUAAAUCACAAUAGACUGUACAGUAUUUUGAAGAAGAGUUAGUUUUUUAUGUUUUACAAUAAUAAAUUACUUCUAAUUAAAUGAUGGGUUAUAUGUGAGAUAUCCUUUUUAUGUCUAACAUAAAGCAUGAACUGAAAAUUAUAGUUUUAAUAAUGUUUUAAAAUAUGAAACGUCAUAGUAGGACUUUAUUGGAAAUUUAACAUCUUUUCUAACUUCUCGACCCGGAAAUUCUUAUGCCCUCAGUCCAGAUCCAUAAUUCCGUUUUUAGUCGGAGCCGAAUAGUUGCCUAUUCGGCUCUAUAUACUAACAAGUGAAAUAACGAAUACACAAUAUUAGUCACGAGUAAGUCAUCGGAACUGCUCUAUAUUUGGCAAAUACUAAGCGUAGAAUCAGCUUUACUCGUUUUAAAAAAAUUAAAUACUUGUCCGAUUAAUGUUUAUGAUCUGUCGGGUCUCAUCAUCCGAUCUUGACUAGAAUGACUAAAUAGAUUUAAUAUAAAUAUUAUUUAUGUAAUUAUUCUUUUGUUUUCAAGUUAAAGUAUGUAGAACAAUAAAGUAGAAAUCUGAAACCCUAAUCGAAUAUUUUUGACUUUUAUGAUCUGAUGAGCCAUAAUUAUAAAGAAAACCUUUACAGGAUCUUUGUUUUUUCAUAAAUUUCAGAUAUUCUCAUAGAUAAUUGUUCUGAUCUAUCGUUAGAUUUUUAAAAUAGAUCUGAUAUAAGCCUACUUCUCUACUAAGAUUUCCAGAUUUUGAUUUCAACAAUGUAAAUAUUCACUUAUUUACAUGAAAAAUUAUUUAAUUAUGGCUUUACAAGAUUAAUUUAAUGUUUCUUAAAUUGCCACAUCUUGAAUUUAUUAGUUCUAUCAUUAAAAUAUUUUAGUCUAAUCCUUAGAAAGAUUGUUUUCUUAUGUAUUAACAUAAAUAUUAUCUUGAGAAAAGUAAUUAGGUUUCAAAGAAAGAAUUUUAAGAUUUAAAAUUAUAUUCAGAAUGAUACUGAGAAGAGUGUAUUAUGCUGAAACGUGAGAAACACAUAAUACGGUGUGAUGCAAAAUGUUUUUUUCAUUUUAAGUCUGUUCUCUAUCUUCUUGCGAUUAUAGUUUAAAAAUGAGCUUUACAUUAUAAAUAUUCAUACUCUCUAAUUCAAUUAAUGUAUUAUAUUAGAGAUAAACAAGGAACUCAACUGUUACAAUUUGAUUUACUGUUUAUCGUAGAAAACAAAUUAGUUACAGCAAAGUUAUAAAAUUAUCUUCAGUACUUACUGUUAGAUAUAGUGAUGGAAAUGUUAGCUGCCCACCAGUGGCCGAGCGGACGAAACCACUGAAUACUGCUAGUUGGUUGUAUGUUCGUAGCU
Molecule: messenger RNA, 5894 nt
Organism: Centruroides sculpturatus (bark scorpion)
Lineage: Eukaryota; Metazoa; Arthropoda; Arachnida; Scorpiones; Buthidae
Product: katanin p80 WD40 repeat-containing subunit B1-like
Exons: 4
Coding region: 492-1289 (265 amino acids)
Molecular function (GO): microtubule binding
Source: RefSeq, a predicted model, not a curated record